AUGAUGAAGAUUCAAGCCUUGCUCAACCCCUUGGCCUCAGAGCGCGAUGAACACCAACAGACGGAGUCUCCAGUUCCAAGAUCCAUCCCUCGCUCAUCCCCAGUUCCAAGAUCCGUCCCUCGUUCUCCUACAACAUCGACGUCUCGGUCCUACACUCCGUCGAACUCAGCUUCGACACGACAAAAGGUGUCAAAGGAUGCCGCAGUCUUCGUCAAGGGGAAGUUCAGAGGCGAGAUAAACUACCCACCGUACGAGGCUGAAGACGACGAAGAGCUUGCCGCCAAGCAGAAAGAACACCAGAUACAUCCCAUGGGGUCCAUUGCGGACUACUGCCGGCACAUCCCUUACAACAGCGAAAAGAAAGAUUUCCUGAUGAAGACUGGAAGAGAAGGCUUUGACGUGUUCCAAUACACCUUCAAGGUUCAUGGCGACGACAAGGAGUACGUCGUCAUGUGGGACUACAACAUCGGUCUGGUCCGGAUUACGCCAUUCUUCAAGUGCUGCAGAUACUCAAAGACCACACCCGCCCGAGUCCUAAACCUCAACCCUGGCCUCCGCGACAUAACGCACAGCAUCACCGGCGGUGCCCUCGUAGCCCAAGGCUACUGGAUGCCCUACUCAGCCGCCAAGGCCGUGGCAGCGACCUUUUGCCACUCCAUCCGAUACGCCCUGACCCCUAUCUUCGGCAAGGAUUUCGCCAACAUCUGCACCCCACCGUCCGACGCAAGCUUCGCCAGCUUCCGCAUCGACGCCGAGAUCGUGCGCCGCUGCGCUGCGGAGGCGAACCGGUGGCGGCUGAUGGGCGUGGGAGAGGCACGUCAGACGCCUGCUCGAAGCACACCGUGCGCGCUUCAGACGCCGAGAUCUGCCUACUCGGGCUCGGACUGGAGCCCGAAGCCUCUCAGACCGCGCGUGGCCAAGGUCACGGAUGUCGAGAGCGGGUACGGCACGGACACGGACCAGAGCGAGAACUACGAGUGUUCGCCGUGCACGAUACCGAAGAGCCGGGGCUGGACGUCUGUCAACCGGUCGGAAUCGCCCAAGGCUGCUAGAGACGCUGCGGCGCAGGGGCUGUCGAUGCUGUGCGAGCCGACGCCGUACUUGUCGUCUGUGCCGGGGUCUUGUGGGGGCAAGAGGACGCUGGCUGAGCUUGAGGGCGAUGAUGCGGAUGAUGUUGUGCCUUCUAUCGAGGAAGUCGGAACGCAACCGACCUCCAUGCGGCCGUCCUUGAUCUCGAUCGUGGAGACUGGAGCCGCGAACAUUUUGAUGUGUCUGAGGGAUGAUGCUGACGCUGCGCUCCCGGAUAGCCAUCGCGACAAGCGAGCCCGCCGGGCCUCGGCCUGA
Coniosporium apollinis CBS 100218 is the source of this 1344-nucleotide messenger RNA. RefSeq lists its product as uncharacterized. The transcript has 3 exons. The record is from RefSeq and is a predicted model, not a curated record. Lineage: Eukaryota; Fungi; Ascomycota; Dothideomycetes. Gene Ontology annotation, molecular function: DNA binding; transcription regulator activity. The coding region runs from base 1 to 1344 and encodes 447 amino acids. Gene Ontology annotation, cellular component: MBF transcription complex; SBF transcription complex.